Perognathus longimembris pacificus (Pacific pocket mouse) is the source of this 1722-nucleotide messenger RNA. RefSeq names its product leucine rich repeat containing 27 (gene Lrrc27). NCBI's taxonomy places the organism in Eukaryota, Metazoa, Chordata, Mammalia, Rodentia, Heteromyidae. The transcript is spliced from 11 exons. Bases 122 to 1696 code for a protein of 524 amino acids. The record is from RefSeq and is a predicted model, not a curated record. Gene Ontology annotation, molecular function: protein binding.
GGGGCGGGGGGGGGCGGGAGGCCGGGCGUGGACGUGCGCCUCCCCGAACGGACGCCACAGCCCUCGGGUCCUGAUGAGCAAAAGCCUGGGAGAGCAGGUGACUCCUGACCAAGAAGGAUGAAUGGUGUCUGCUGGUGGGCAACAGAUGGAGGAAGGCAGCGCCCACCCUGCAGCCUCCUGGGCUGUGCCUAAUAUCAUGGAGGCCCACGAGAGUCCAGCUAGGACCAAGAGCUUGCCGGCCUCCCCCUACAAAGAGGUUCACAAGGACCCUGAGGAGGUCAUCUGUCCUCCCUCUUUGAUUUUAGACUUGAGUAGCAGUGGUCUGAGUCAUGUGGGAGAGGCCUUGAAAACCCCCAACCUUCAACAACUGUACCUGCAGAGGAAUGCCCUGUGCGCCAUCCCUGGUGACUUCUUCCAGCGGCUGCCCAGCCUGACGUGGCUCGACCUUCGCUUUAACAAGAUCAGGGAGAUUCCCACUGGCAUCGGAUCUCAUAAGCAUUUGAAAACUUUGCUUUUAGAGAGAAACCCUAUCAAAAUGUUACCUGUGGAGCUGGGGAACGUGGCUACGCUGAAGGCGCUGAACUUGAGACACUGCCCUCUGGAGUUCCCCCCUCAGCUGAUUGUGCAGAAGGGCUUGCUGGCCAUCCUGACCUUCCUACGGAUCUGUGCCGCAGAUAACAGCUCCAGAGACACAGCUCCUCCUCCAGAGGCCUCACCAGCUAAGAAGACGGGCCCGAAUGAGCUCCCGGCCCUCGGAGUGGCUCUACCCCCGGAACGCGUGUCUGCUGAAGAGGCCGUCAGUGUGCCCGAGGCUGUGCUAAAGGGAAAGGAUAACUUCCUCCCACCUGUUGACAGGCAUGACCCGAGCGAGCUCAGAAUGUCCACCGACCCCUCAGAGCAGUGGCCCAGCAAGGAGGAAAUCCGGCGCUUCUGGAAGCUGAGGCAGGAGAUUGUUGAGAACGGGAAAACCAAGCUUCCUGGGAACCAGCUCCUGCCGGUUGAGCUGCCUCCUAAUAUCAGGGCAGCUUUAAAGAGUAAGGACAAGGACUACCCGCGGCCCAGGGACAUGUUCAGGAGGAAGACUGCCUCCUUCAAGAGCAUCUUCCCUGCCCUUACAUCACAGUACCAAAUGAGACUUGAGGAGAGUCGCAUGGCCGCGCUCAGGGAGAUCCAGGAGAAGCAGGCUCUGGCGGAGCAGCGGCGAAGGGAUAGAAAAGCCCUGCAGGAGUGGCGAGAGCAGGCCCAAAUGAAGAGGAAGAAGAAGCCUCCCAGCAUCCUCUUGCCUCUGCAGAAGAACACGGUGGCACCCAAGAUCCCAUUCACCACAAAUCUUGUAAACCAGGGGCAAGUUCCAACAAACCCACUUGAGAGGGUGAAACAGAGGAAGGAGAGACCAGUGCAAGAGAGAACAGAUGCAAGUGCCUCCCGGUUGGCGGAUCUGGAGGAGAGGAUUCGGCAGCACAUAAAGCAGCUGCAGGCGCACAGGAGGCUGCAAGGCACCGACCUGCUGCAGGAGGUGAGGACAGCCAUCCAGGACCUGGAGACCGCCAAGAAGCUGCAGGCGGAAGUGAUGAAGCUGAAGCUGGAGUCGACCUCGAACAAGGGGCACCCGCUGUCGGCGGCGCUCAGCGGAAGCCGCUCGCGUCACUCACCAGAACCGCAACCCCAAAAUGUAUUUUUUGACGGGAAGUCGUAAGCCACAGGGGGUCCCGGCAGGGAGCA